Drosophila hydei is the source of this 1033-nucleotide messenger RNA. RefSeq names its product cell wall protein DAN4. The record is from RefSeq and is a predicted model, not a curated record. Gene Ontology annotation, cellular component: cytoplasmic vesicle. The transcript has 3 exons. NCBI's taxonomy places the organism in Eukaryota, Metazoa, Arthropoda, Insecta, Diptera, Drosophilidae.
GGCUCUGACUAAAAAAAUCUGUUCGUGAUUCGUUCGAUUGGAUUUUUAUUAAUCAUUCGCUGAUUGCGCCUUGCCGAUUUUGUUGCGGAAGAUUGACUAACACGUCAAAAGAAACCCCACAGUUCUAUUGAAAAAGUGCGAAAGAAGUAAAAAAGGUAUUUGCUAAUAAAAACGCAAUAAUGCAGCUGCAAGCCAAAUAUUUGCUAUUAUGCCUGUUUGUCGGACUGUUUGGUUCAUAUCGUUGUCAAGCGGCAGGCGGAGAAGCAAAGGGAACAACUGUCACUACCGAGGCGGCCACCACUAUAACAGUGCCGGUGCCAGAUGACAAUACUACAACAACUGAAAUUCCGACUACAACUAAAACAACGUCAACUACUACAGUGGCACCAACCACAACUCCAACAACUCCGCCAACUACUUCAACAACCACCACCAAACCAACAACAACAACGCCUGCUCCAAUUACUACAAGCAGCACCAGCACCACAACAGCGGCUCCGAAUACAACAUCCACUACGGUGAGCCCCACUACAUCGAGCACCACAACACCGGUGCCAUCGACAACCACCACGGCCAAGCCAACACCUGUGCCAUGCGGACACUUUGAUGGCUCGUCAUUCAUUGGUGGCAUAGUGCUAACCCUUGGUCUGCUUGCCAUUGGAUUGGUCGCCUACAAAUUCUACAAGGCACACAAUGGGCGCAAUUACCACACUCUUUGAGCCGCCAACGCGUUCACAUCGGCGUUCAAUGCAGCAGCCGGUGCAACGGCUGUAAACAAUGCCGCCACGGAUGCCGAACGUGUGCGCUUUGUACAGCCAUCGAUUCCGUUGCGUUCACCACCCGCUCAACCGCCACCACCACCACCACAAGCAGCAGCAGCAACAACAAACACAGCGCCCUAUCAUCAACAGCUAUUGGCGAGCGCAGCAAAUCAAAACUCAAAUAAUUCACCUUCAGCCAGAGAUCGGCUGCUGCACACGUAAUUUAACUCGGGGUACAAAUGUAAUACAAAAAAAAAACAGCAAAAAAAAAA